AUGGACACGAUGGUGCGCAAGCUCGAGUGCUACGCCAACAACCUCGAGGAAAUCGUCGCCGAGCGAACGCAGCUGCUCGAGGAGGAGAAACGCCGCACGGACACGCUGCUCUGCCGCAUGCUGCCGCGCAGCGUCGCCGAGAAACUGAAGAGCGGCGACAUCGUCGCUCCGGAGUCGUUCGACAGCGUGACGAUCUUCUUUUCGGACGUUGUUGGCUUCACGUCCAUCUGUUCGCGCAGCUCGCCGCUGCAGGUCGUCGAGAUGCUCAACACCCUCUACACGCUUUUCGAUGACGUCAUCGGCAAGUUCGAUGUCUACAAGGGCAAAGGACAUUGUAUGACUUACUGGCUGACCGGAUUCUCCUACAAGCUUCAACCAAUCACCGUCACGAAAUGA
This is a messenger RNA of Priapulus caudatus, 396 nucleotides long. Its product is annotated as atrial natriuretic peptide receptor 1-like. Gene Ontology annotation, biological process: receptor guanylyl cyclase signaling pathway; intracellular signal transduction; cGMP biosynthetic process. The transcript is spliced from 2 exons. NCBI's taxonomy places the organism in Eukaryota, Metazoa, Priapulida, Priapulimorpha, Priapulimorphida, Priapulidae. Bases 1 to 396 code for a protein of 131 amino acids. The record is from RefSeq and is a predicted model, not a curated record. Gene Ontology annotation, molecular function: peptide receptor activity; guanylate cyclase activity.